Spinacia oleracea (spinach) is the source of this 2831-nucleotide messenger RNA. RefSeq lists its product as uncharacterized. The coding region runs from base 1711 to 2430 and encodes 239 amino acids. The transcript is spliced from 2 exons. Gene Ontology annotation, biological process: RNA processing. NCBI's taxonomy places the organism in Eukaryota, Viridiplantae, Streptophyta, Magnoliopsida, Caryophyllales, Amaranthaceae. The record is from RefSeq and is a predicted model, not a curated record.
UGAUGAUAUCAUUGUGUGUUUUCUUUGAAGAGGGAUGAACAUUAAGUAUUGUUAAUUUGGGUUAAAUGUGGGAUUGCCUUACUUAUUUAGUUUUGUGAAUGUCAUUAGGAUGUGAUUAUUGGAAUUGUUUGAAUGAAUCAAUUGAAGUUCAAUAAUUGUUUGUUCGGGUUUAGUCAACAAUUUGAAACAUAGAAUUUCAAGCUAGGGUAUCUUAAUUUUAGACUAGGUCAUAGAACUGAUUGAUUUAUGACUCGCACAAUCUGAGCGCGUAGUGUACUCUACUGUCCAUCUGGGUUGCCAGGGAACUUCUGCAAGUGUUUAAGACUGUAAUUGGAUAACUUUAUCUUUCGCGCUUAGAGGCACUGACUAUCUUCUGGACAACGCGGUUCUUUAAGUGUGUAAGGACUGUUUUUUUAGCAACUUUGAAGGGGAGUUGAGACUUGAGGGUAGGCUUGUAGCAAAGGAGAGGGAUUCCCAUAUGAACAACACAAACAUGGUUGAAAGAAAGGGAUGUAGAAGCACCUAUUUUGCUGUUGGCAGGGAACUUCAGGCUAAGGAGUUAUUCAGCCACUGUCUGUUGUCUUAUAUUCCUGACAUCAGUGACGUAAAUCAUACACUCCAUUUCCAUUUUCUGUCUAUAUCUUCCAAGUUUGUUAGGAUUUAUUUGGUUAGGAAAGGGAAAAGGGGCUACAAAUUCCCUUCCCUCUAAAUUCCCUCAUUCUUUCAUUCUGCAAGGUUUGCUUUGCGUUUUUAACUUGUUACAGAGUUAUCUUUCCGGAAAGAUGUUGCUCACUCUAGGUUGUAGGAAUCCGAGUAGAAGCAACUCUUCAUUCCUUGAUUUUGUACUAGUUAGAUGAUGAUAUUGAUCCGCAGAUGGUGAAGCGUGCCGUAGGUUUAGCUGUUUGAUUAGCUUAUCUUGCACAUGUUUGAUAAACAGGAAUAGGACCUGGAUUUAGAAGUCUUGUUGUUUUAGGAAAAACUUAUCUUUUUACAUUUUUAAUCAGUAGCUAGCAGACAUUUUUGGGGGAGCAUGCUAGGUAAAAGCUUUACUAUCUGAGCUCAUGUCAUGAGGAAGAAAGUUUCUAUGCUUAUGAUUAAAUAUAAAUAUGACAUUUAACAUCUGUUGGAGAUUGCACUCUUGCAUAUGAAGAUGCAAGUCAAUAUAAUUGAUUAGAUUGUUGUAUAGUUUCCUUAAACAUAAGGAAAGUUGGUUGAUGUAAUUUAAUAGCUUGUAUAUAUAGCUCUGCCCUUUUGUAUUCAUUAGUUAACUGAGUAAUAAUAAAACAAAACAUUUUAUUUAGCUCUCUCUCUUCCUCCUAACACUGCUUGAGGCUUCCUUCAAUGGCUUCUCUAUCCUUUCUUCAUGAUUUUCUUCCGCCUUGAUCACGAAAACUAACUUGGUAUCAGAGCGGGAGUACGAUCCCAGCUCAAUUCCGCAUAAAAUUCCGUACAAUUCAACUCAUCAAAAUUUCCCCAAAUUUUCUACUUCAGAAUUUUUUUUUCUCGAAUUUGGUCUAAAUCCGACGAAAUAGGGAUUUGGUUUACCCUGAUAUCUUCUGAUUUCAUUCAUUGAUCGUUUCUUUCGAAUCUUGACUCAAGUAAUUGUUGAUUCUUGAUUAACCCAAAUUCUAGGGUUCGUCUUCUUCGUCACGUUUUCUGUGGUGGUUUAACUCGUCUCUAAUAUGCUGCUGCUCUUCGAAGCUCAAAUUAAUGGCGGAAACUGCUCUUCUGUCGUCGUCUUCUUCUUCGAUAUCUGCUUCUGCUUCUUACUCUGCUACUUCAAGGUGUGAGACGAUUCUCCAACCUGGUUUAAACUGCACUAUUCGAAUUGAAAAAAACCGAGCCAAGAAUCACAGACGAAGCAAAACCAAGACACCCACACAGAACAACGUUGUUUACACAUGCCAAUUCUGCUUACACCGGAAUCUAAAGAGAGGAACCCCUAAAGGAUACAUGAGAGAAUUAACCCCUUCAAAACCCAAAUCUUCGAACCCUAAACCUGUGAAGAAAAGUAAUUUUAGCAAUGUUAAAACUGACAAACCAAGUGAGGAGAAUAACAGCACUGUCAAAACUGAAAAGGAAAACGAGAAGAAUUUCAGCAAUGUCGAAACUGACAAGGCAAACGAGGCACCUUCACCUUCACCAGCAAUAACCAACAUCUGUUCUUCUGUAACAGAUAAUCCGACAAGUUCAUUGGCCGAGAGUGGAGUAAAGUUGUUAGAUAGUAAGAGGAGGAAAAGGAAAAAACCGGGGUUGAAGGCAUCAACGGAAGAGAAUCAGGUUAGCUCAGCCCCGGCAGUGAUAGAGAAAGACAGUGGUGCUUCGAAGAGAAGGAAGAAGUCGUGGACGACUCUGAAAGAUAUUGCAGAGAGUGAGAAACAUGACAGGAAUCAGAGGUUUACUAAUUUUUCAAUUCCAUUUAACUUGUAGAGUUGUAGUUUUGAACUUCUGAGUUUUAGACUAGGUAGGACUAUAGGAGAGUAAGAGAUGGCAUACUACUCCCUCUAUCCUAUUUGUUUUCUCAAUAGGCAAAAUGUGAUUGAUUAAGAGCAAAUUUUUGCAAAGAAAUAGGGGUAAUAUUGUCUUUUUGACCUUUAUGAGUGUAUGCAAGUGGGGAAAUCGGUGGAAACCACGAACUAGUGAGCGUCUCGGGUAUUUUCCUUCCAAAUAUUUCCAACUACGUAGGGAUUUGAUUUAUUAAAAGAGGAGUAAACGGAACCUUUCCAUUUUUUCAUUUUCUUCUACCUCUUUUUCAUUUGAGAGGAAAUGUAUACUUUUAAAUGAGUCAAAAUAAUUUAAGACUUUAUUAUCUUUUAUCUUAAAAUGUUGAA